Messenger RNA from Laetiporus sulphureus 93-53, 1848 nucleotides. RefSeq names its product MFS general substrate transporter. Gene Ontology annotation, molecular function: transmembrane transporter activity. Gene Ontology annotation, cellular component: membrane. The record is from RefSeq and is a predicted model, not a curated record. The transcript is spliced from 15 exons. Gene Ontology annotation, biological process: transmembrane transport. NCBI's taxonomy places the organism in Eukaryota, Fungi, Basidiomycota, Agaricomycetes, Polyporales, Laetiporaceae. Bases 250 to 1821 code for a protein of 523 amino acids.
GAUAAGCGGCUCGUAAUUUUGUAACCUAUCGAUUCGUCUUUGCCACUUUCCCCUGGGCCUCUAAGGCUCUACUUCUCCACUAUCUCUGGCGCUCUAUCAUGCGGAUCAUGGGAAGCAUUUCUGAUGGACACGGAGUGACCGCGAUAUAAAGAGGCACUUGGCACCUUAUCUUCCCCUGGUCGUCCCCUCGCGCUCCCCGGUAGCGUUGCUGUAGGUCCUGCCCUGUUCUCGUCCCUGCAACUGCCCGCCAUGAGCUCGCAAGACGUGGAGUCCCUCAGCAAGGUGUCGUCCUUGGACGAGAAGGCGUCCAAGGCCAAUGUACACGUCGCCGCCGUCAGAAAUGAGGUCGAUACCGGCGCCCAGCUCGUUGCGGGCACAGCCAUGACCGUAGAUCCCGCCGAGGCCAACCGUGUCCGGAAGAAGAUCGACAGGCACCUUAUGCCUUUGAUGUGCGUCCUCUACUGGGUCCAGUUCAUGGACAAGACGACGCUCGGGAGUGCCGCAAUCUUGGGUAUCAAGACCGAUGCGCAUCUCACAACGAGCGAGUACAACUGGCUCGGGACGAUCUUCUACUUGAGCUACCUGUUCUUCGAGUACCCACAGAACCUCGCGCUGCAGCGAUUUCCUGUCGGCAAAUGGAUGAGUUGCAACAUCUUCAUCUGGGCUGUCGCGCUCUGCUGUCAUGCCGCAUGCAAGAACUUCGCCGGUCUCCUCGUCUGCAGACUCUUCCUGGGAGCAUGCGAAGGCUCGAUCACGGCUGGUUUCAUGAUUGUCACGUCUAUGUUCUACACCCGGAGGGAGCAGACACUGAGAGUUGGAUACUGGUUUUUGAUGAACGGAACAGCACAAAUAAUCAUCGGGUUCAUUGCGUUCGGCACGCUGCACAUCACAACAAGCACCUUCCAUCCAUGGCAAUGGCUGGUCAUCAUCACUGGGAUACUGACGCUGAUCACUGCCGUGUGUUUCUGGUUGAUGUUCCCUGACUCGCCGACCACCGCGUGGUUCCUCACUGAAGAGGAGCGUGUGAUCGCCAUCCAGCGGAUUAAGGACAACCAAACCGGUGUCGAGAACAAGCACUUCAAGUGGGAUCAGUUCUACGAAGCACUGCGCGACCCCAAGACGUGGCUCUUCGCACUCUUCUCCGCAUUGGACAACGUGCCCAACAGCCUGACGAACCAGCAGUCCAUCAUCUUCAAGUCGUUCGGCUUCACGACCCUCCAAACGACGCUACUCGGUAUCGUGAAUGGGUUCGUCGAGAUCGUCACAAUCCUCACAGGCGUGCAUCUCGCCGCGCGGCUGCACAAUGCUCGAGCGUAUGUCGGGGUCGUCUACUACCUCCCGGCGAUCCUGGGCAUUUUGCUCGUGAACCUGCUGCCGUGGAGCGAUAAGGUCGGACUGCUGUUUGGCCAGUGGAUGACGGGGAUCUGCACGACCGGAUUCGUGCUUGCACUCUCGUGGCUCACAAACAUCACCGCGGGACAUACGAAAAAGGUUACGGUGAACGCCGUCAUGCUUAUCGCGUACUGUGUCGGCAACGCUGCGGGGCCGUUCAUAUGGCAGGCGAAGUAUACUCCUCGAAACCACGUUCCGUGGACUAUCAUCGGGAUCUGCUACGUUUGCUGCAUGGCCCUCCUGCUCAUCAUCCGCUUCGUCCUCGCACGCGAGAACAAGCGGAGAGAUGCGGAGCCUCCAGAUACGACGUACGAUGACGUCUACAUUGAGGUCGUCCUGCCUGAUGGGAAACGCGUUGAACGCAAGGUCGAGAAGGAGUUCCUGGAUCUGACGGACAUCCAGAACCAUGACUUCCGAUACGUAUUGUAACACCUGGAGCUCGCGGGAGCGGCCGCG